Spathaspora passalidarum NRRL Y-27907 is the source of this 1656-nucleotide messenger RNA. RefSeq names its product Scw4p (gene SCW4). Gene Ontology annotation, cellular component: cell surface; extracellular region; fungal-type cell wall. Gene Ontology annotation, molecular function: glucan endo-1,3-beta-D-glucosidase activity; 1,3-beta-glucanosyltransferase activity. Bases 1 to 1656 code for a protein of 551 amino acids. The transcript is spliced from 2 exons. NCBI's taxonomy places the organism in Eukaryota, Fungi, Ascomycota, Pichiomycetes, Serinales, Debaryomycetaceae. Gene Ontology annotation, biological process: cell wall organization; carbohydrate metabolic process. The record is from RefSeq and is a predicted model, not a curated record.
AUGAACUUGUCUCUCCUUUUUAUCUAUUUGCUAGUGACAAAUAUAGCCCAAGGUCUUCCAAUUCAACAUCAAAAAAGGUGGAGCUUUUUUGAUCUCUUUGACCUGCAGUCAUCCGCAAGUGCUGUAGCUACAACCCUAGCACCAACACCAGCUGUAAUACCAGCUACAACACCAGCUCCUGUUCAAGCCCCAGUAGCAGUCACUACUCCGGUAGCGGUUGCUACCCCAGUACAAGUCGUUCAGUUAGCUGCCACACCAUCGGUUGCUCCUCAAACCACUGCUGCUGCCCCCGCUGCCGCCGCCGCUACUGCUCUGGGAACUUCUGAUGGUUCUAGUUGGCUUGCUAAUCCAACCACUACUGCAGCUACAACUCAACCACAGCCAGAGGCAGCUGCUGCUGAAGACGACGCUGACUACCCAUCCGAGACCACCAUCACAAGAAUACUUACCGUAACCAGAACCGGAUAUAGCUCUGAUUUCCCUGCCAGUAACCCAACCCAAGCAUCCCAACCAACUACGACAACAUCAUCAUCAUCAUCCAGCACUGGAGGGGGGUUCCUCAACUGGUUAGCAGGACUUUUUGGCUCAUCUUCAUCAUCAUCAUCAUCAACCCAAACCACUACAGUCCAACCAGAUGCUUCUCAAGUUGUAAGUUCUGAUCCUUCAUCCUUCAUUGAAGAACCAGUUUCAAUCCCUGAUCCCCAACCAGUUUCAUAUCCUGCUUCUUCCCAGGUUAGCAUCCCAUCUGCAUCAGCAUCCUCCAUAAACUUGAGCUUUCAAGGUGGAUCUCCAGGAAAGAAUGCACUCGCAUCCAGUAUGGCAACUGCAUCUGCAAUUAAUGGUGGCAGUAAUGCAGGAGCAGCAGCUGCAGUUGGUUCCAAAGGUAUCACUUACUCUCCAUACACAAAGACGGAUCAAUGUAAAUCUGCAUCUGAUGUAGCUUCUGAUAUUGCUAAAUUAUCCAAUUUUGACGUUAUUAGAUUAUACAGUACUGAUUGUUCUGGAAUUGAAAACGUUUUAAGUGCAAUGUCAUCUCACCAACAGUUAUUCUUGGGUGUUUGGAAUGUGGACCUGGUUCAAGGUGAAUUGCAAGAUAUUGUAACUGCGAUUUCUGGAAGUUCCCGAGGGUGGAGUGCAGUCCAUACUAUUGCAAUUGGGAAUGAAAGAGUUAAUGCUGGAGCUGCCACGGUUGCUGAUAUACAAAAUGCAGUUUCACAAUCUAGAGUAUUCUUAAAACAAAAUGCACCUCAAUAUACUGGACCAAUUGUUUCAGUUGAUACCUUAGUUGCUGUUGUUGGUAAUCCAGCUCUUUGUGAAGUUUCCGACUACCUUGCUGUUAAUUCUCAUCCAUAUUGGGAUGGUGGAGUUCAACCAGAAAAUUCUGGACCUUGGUUACAACAACAAAUUGCUAACUUACAAAACGUUUGUGGUAAAGAUAAACAAGUGUUGAUCACGGAAACCGGAUGGCCAACUCAAGGUGAUACAUUUGGUCUGUGUGUUCCACUGGUUCCAAAUCAAGUUGCUGCUAUAAAGUCCAUUGUGAAUUCCUUAGGUUCACAAGUUAUCAUGUUUACCAUGUACAACGAUUAUUGGAAGGACCCUGGACCAUACAAUGUUGAGCAGCACUGGGGUAUCUUUGGGGACCCAGCAGAAUAG